Messenger RNA from Mucor velutinosus, 366 nucleotides. RefSeq lists its product as uncharacterized. Gene Ontology annotation, molecular function: structural constituent of ribosome; mRNA binding. The coding region runs from base 1 to 366 and encodes 121 amino acids. The transcript has 2 exons. Gene Ontology annotation, cellular component: cytosolic large ribosomal subunit; ribosome. Gene Ontology annotation, biological process: maturation of LSU-rRNA from tricistronic rRNA transcript (SSU-rRNA, 5.8S rRNA, LSU-rRNA); translation. NCBI's taxonomy places the organism in Eukaryota, Fungi, Mucoromycota, Mucoromycetes, Mucorales, Mucoraceae. The record is from RefSeq and is a predicted model, not a curated record.
AUGAAGGUUGCCGUCAAAGCUCACGAACUCCGUAACAAGAACAAGGCCGAGCUCGUCAAGAUCCUUGACGAACAAAAGCAACAACUUGCCAACAUCCGUGUCCAAAAGGUCGCUGGUGGUAGAUCUCAAGAAAUUGGUGAAGCUCGCAAGAACGUUGCCCGUGUCUUGACCGUCAUCAACCAAACUCAACGUGAACAACUUCGUCUCUUCUACCAAAAGAAGCGUUUCACUCCCUUGGAUCUCCGUGUCAAGAAGACCCGUGCCAUGCGUAGAGCUUUGACUCCUUUUGAGAAGUCCAAGAAGACUGUUCGUGAGCAAAAGAAGUUGGCUCACUUCCCUCUUCGCAAGUACGCUGUCAAGGCUUAA